This is a messenger RNA of Desarmillaria tabescens, 2022 nucleotides long. Its product is annotated as mtDNA inheritance protein Dml1. The coding region runs from base 1 to 1551 and encodes 516 amino acids. The transcript has 11 exons. Gene Ontology annotation, cellular component: mitochondrion; cytoplasm. Lineage: Eukaryota; Fungi; Basidiomycota; Agaricomycetes; Agaricales; Physalacriaceae. The record is from RefSeq and is a predicted model, not a curated record. Gene Ontology annotation, biological process: mitochondrion organization.
AUGCGGGAAAUCUUGUAUAUUCAGGCUGGACAACUGGCUAACUACGUAGGCACGCAUUUCUGGAAUACCCAAGAGACCUAUUUGGGCGACGAAACUGGCGAUCCGAUCCAAAUCUCUCAUGCGACGUCCUUUGGGGAACAAUACAGCCGACAGGGAGAGCUUACAUAUGUUCCGAGAUUGCUCGCCUUCGAUAAGAAGAGCAACUUUGGUGCUUUAGCCAAUAGCCACGUCAUCCAUGACGCAAAUCCGGACAAUCCAGUUGUGGAAGAUCUAGGAGCGUGGGAUGGUGGCGUUUUGGAAUACAGGCAAGACUUGAUUACUCCCAGAAAGAUCGACGACGAGGACGGCGCGGAGGCAUCUCAGGGCGACGAGGUGUCAGUAGGCGAUAUGCGCCACCGUGAACCUAUCAGAUACUGGUCGGAUUUCAGUCGUGUCUAUUACGCCCGUAAGUCUGUCCAAAUGAUCCCCCAGUCCCUAGACUGGGAGGCCACGGAAGGCGACUGGAAACAGGGAGAACAGUACUUCAGGCAGUUUGAUGAGGAUGCUUCUCUAUUGGAAGGCUCUGUUAGAUUAUUUCUUGAAGAGUCUGAUUCUGUCCAGGGGAUACAAGUUUUAAAUGACACGGCGAGCUUCGGUCCCUUCGUGCACUCGCUCCUCACGGCGCUACACGAUGAUAUGCUGAAGAUCCCAUGUUUGGCCUUUCCUUUGCUCUCAAAUACAUAUGGAUGGGAUAUUGAUGUCGAGGACCGUAGACGAACGAGAAGAUUGAUUAAUGACGCGCUCUAUCUGCGCGGGCUAAGCGAGACCGCGUCUCUCACAGUUCCCAUACAAUCUCCUUCUGUAUGGACCCAUUACGAAGCCUCACCACAGCUGAAAACUGAAGAUGAUCUUUACCAUACAUCCGGAAUAAUUUCCGCACACAUAGAAAGCUCGACUCUUCCGUUGAGAUUGACCAAGACUGCGGAUGACAUAUCCAGUUUCUGCUCUCAACUGAACAUUCGUGGAUCCCCCUACGCCGAGAUAUGCGGAAUUACGGUCAUUACAUCGACCGAACAGGACCUGAAAAGCAAUAUAUUCAACUUCUCUACCAUGGAGAGGUUUGAUACUCGUCGCCAAUUCUCUCGCCGCGAUGUGACACGAGGCUUUGCAACCCACAGUCUCGGGGCAUAUGAUCAGUGGGCCGCGCGGUCAUCCCUGCACGACAUGUUUAUCACACGGACGCAUGCGCCUGCGUACCCAGCACCACCGGCAUUCGUACCCUUCCUUAGGCCCCAAAGCCCCUUAUCUUGGUCACGUUCCGGUCCCACGCCCGUCGAACUGUUCUCUUCGGUUUCAACAUCUAGCGGUACUGCGCGGAUGUUUGCCGACUACGCCAAAUUUGUCGACUCAACGCUCCGAAGACGGACCCUGAGUUUUGUUUCUGAUGACAUUGAAGAUCUUAAGGAGCUAGCUAACGACCUAUGGACCGUCUAUGACAAUUUCUCAACGGAAGAUGAAGACUCUAUGGAGCCUGGCCCGGACUCUAGCCUUGGCGAAGAUGAAGAGCUGUGAAUAGCAGCGGUAACCCACAUGUACAUGAGUUCUUGUAGUGAGUCGUCCAAACUCGCUCACAUGGCCCCGACAGUUUUCACCAACAUGUACAUAACAAGGACAACCUUCGCUUAAUGACCGUUGUAUGUCAGUGAUCGUUUUCCCCGGUAAUACACACACAAGUUUUUUGCUGUCCCUUGGCUCUCGACUCGCAUGUAGCCGGUACAUGGCAUCAAGACAGCAGAUACGAGGUACAUCCGCUUUAACUGAUCCAAAUCUCCAACCAGUUUUCCGCCAUCAGAAUAGCAAACGGUGUCCUCCCAAACGCCCUCUCAUGGAUAGGUUCCGCUGGUAGCGUUCCUAUCCCUAUUCAUUUCUCAACCUUGCGUUUACCCUUCGCAUCCCUGGAAGUUGCGUGCGUCCUUCGGACCUAGGCACCAAAACCCUCCGAGUCGAGGCGUCCUCAACUAAUUUGAAAGAUCGCUCGGGAGA